AAAGUGCAGAUAUAUAGACAUUACCGAUCUACUGUACUAUGUACUAACACUAUAACAAUACUUAUGCCUAAGUCUAACAGCAGAAUUAAUGAGUAAUCCGAUAGUUGUAUAUAAGUGACACACACACACACACACACUACACACAUAUAUAUAUAUAUAUAUAUAUAUAUAUAUACAUAAAUAUAUAUAUAUAUAUAUAUAUAUGCCGAAUUCUAUCAGGAUACACAAUAAUUAAAACGUAAUUCAAGCAAUCGAAGUCAGAUGGAAACAAAACCCCAUGGACGAGAGGGGACAAAAAAUGAGUAAAAAUAGUAAACAAAUAAACAAAAAAUUACAAGAAAAAUAAAAAAAACAUGUUACAAACAAGUGAAAUCUAACAAAUAAAAAAAAAAGGAAACGAAAGAAAAGAAAGUUGCGCCCGUUUCUUGGCCUUGUUUUGUCAAUAGUUGGCUCUUCGCCUGGUACCGCCCCAUAUAUCCACUGGGCCAGCUUGGCUUCCUUGGCUUCUUGGCUGCUUGGUUCCUUGGUUCCUUUGGCUCCACUGCUCCCUACCUAGUCCAACUGACAAUGCCAGCGGAUUGUCAACGCCUUGGAAACACUGGUGGAAAGUGCCACGUUUGUUGAUUCCUUCAGCGCCUUUUUCCCUUUUGUUGUGGCCCAAGGGCCGAGGGACACGGUUUAACGCUCCUGCGUGGAGUUAAUCGGGCAAUCAAAACAACAACAACAACAACGCAACAACAACAACAACAACAGUAGCAGCUAAAGCGCCCAGGAGUCAGCAAAACAUGGGAAAGGCGGGCGCUGGCAAGGGUCGUUCGCCAACACCGACACCCAAUCGGGAUGGCGGGGCAACAACUGGUGGUGGUGGUGGUGGUGGUGGUGGUGGAAGUGGUGGUGUUGGUGCAGCGGCACCCACAGCAACUGGAGGCACCACUGGCGUCGGCAGAUCCACACUACAUGCGAACAAAACGAUACUGAAAACGGUAUCCGUGUUCCUUGCCAGCGGCAAGCGCAACUCGAGCAACCAACAGUCGAAAGCCGCCGCGGCUGCUUUGCAGAACAAACGGCAACAGCGGCAACGGAGGAUGGAUGAGCUGAGCGGCAAGGUGAAUCCCAAGCUGUUGGACAGCCUGCGCAAGAAGACGCGCUUUACCAAGGACGAGCUGGAUGCCUUGUGCCGCAUCUAUCGCAAGCUGGUGUCCAAUUGCCAGUAUGCGGCCAAGACGCUGGCCUCCAGCUCCUCGAGUGCAGCUAUUGCCAAGCCACAUGCCGCCGUCGAGGGCAUCGAUCGCAUUGUGUUCCGCGAGCUGUUGCACAGCACAUUCGACAUCGUCACCGAGGAGAUCCUGAUGGAGCGCAUCUUCUGCAGCUGGGACAAGGCCCACGAGGGUUUGCCCCUUCGUCUCGAGGGCUGGCUCAUCGGGCUCUCCACAUUCCUGCGCGGCACGCCGGCGGAACGGGCGGCUUUCUGCUUUCGGGUUUAUGAUCUCAACACGGAUGGAUUCAUCACCAAGGAUGAGAUGUUCACGCUGCUGAGAAACUGUCUGAUAAAGCAGCCGCAGGACGAAGAUCCCGACGAGGGUGUCAAGGAUCUGGUGGAGAUUGUGCUCAAGAAGUUCGACCUGGACAAGGAUGGCAAGGUAUCCCUGGAAGACUUCAUGGGCACGGUCACAGCGGAACCACUGCUCAUCGAGGCCUUUGGCCAGUGUCUUCCCACGGACAGCGCCGUGGUUUCCUUCUUCUCAACGCUGCAGGUGUGAUCAGCAGCUUAGUAACUUUGAA
Molecule: messenger RNA, 1782 nt
Organism: Drosophila santomea
Lineage: Eukaryota; Metazoa; Arthropoda; Insecta; Diptera; Drosophilidae
Product: EF-hand calcium-binding domain-containing protein 1
Exons: 5
Coding region: 786-1760 (324 amino acids)
Molecular function (GO): calcium ion binding
Source: RefSeq, a predicted model, not a curated record